Colletotrichum phormii is the source of this 1356-nucleotide messenger RNA. RefSeq names its product NmrA-like family protein. The transcript has 2 exons. Gene Ontology annotation, cellular component: nucleus. Bases 1 to 999 code for a protein of 332 amino acids. The record is from RefSeq and is a predicted model, not a curated record. Lineage: Eukaryota; Fungi; Ascomycota; Sordariomycetes; Glomerellales; Glomerellaceae.
AUGAUUUCACACACGAAGAAAAUCUUGGUCGUGCUGGGUGCCACCGGAAACCAAGGCGGCUCUGUGGCUCGAGCCUUCCUCUAUGACGCGGCUUUGGCCAGCCAUUGGCACAUACGCGGUAUAACUCGAAACCCUUCUUCUGAGUCUGCCACCGAAUUAUCGACUCAUGGAGCGGAAAUGGUGUCUGCCUCUCUCGACUCCGUGUUGGAGCUCGAGUCAGCUUUCGCCGAUGCAACAGCAAUCUUCGCAGUCACCGACUUUUGGAGUGCGAUCCUGACCGAACAGGUCACUAGUAGGGUGCGAAAAGAUGGAGUCAAUCUUGCCAUUGCUACCCAGGACCUAGAGGAAUCUUGGGGCAGGAACAUUGCAAUGGCCGCGGCGGAAAUAUCGACGCUGGAGCGCUUCAUCUUCAGCAGUCUUCCUCCUGUCUCUGAUCUAAGCCUUGGGAAGCUGAAGCAUAUUUACCACUUUGACGGCAAAGCCAACAUUGUCAAAUACAUUCAACGAGAGCAUCCCGCACUCUGGGCCAAGACUUCACAGAUCUUGGUUGGAUUUUACAACUCCAACAUCCUAGCGGACUCAUAUUUUGGUCCCAGCUUCAAUCCGGCGACAGGCAAGAUCGAGUUCGAGGGGCCCGUGAGUGACGAUAAUCUUGUACCGUUCAUCGAUGCUUCGUCCAGCACCGGGAACUUCGUCAAGGCCCUGGUGCUUACUGAGCCUCUUGGCACGAUAUUGGCAGCCUACGACGAGAUGAAGUCGCUUAAAGAGUGUAUCGAGUUGCUGCGUAGGAAAACGGGUCAGGACUUUGUUUUCCCGCUAGGUCGCGAGGCUCCGGAGAGCUGGGUUUGGCUUGCAGAAUAUGGUCUUUUUGGGGAGAAGAUAGAUGGAUGGAAAGAGUCUCUGAAGUUACUCGGAGAUCUAGAAAAAAGGAUGAAAGCGGGCAGUGUCGUCGAAUGGCUUUCGGCACAGGACUGGAGCAAGGCCUUUCGGCCUGCUUAGUGCAUGCAACGGAAGUGCCUCUACUAUCGAUGAGACGUAGGAUGAAUAACGAUUGACCGGUGUAUUCUUCGAACCAAUGUCGUACCAACAUGCCAUGGCAGUUCCAUGGAACAAGCUCCUUGUUUUUCCCUUCACGGAACCUGUCUUGGACAUUGGCUUAUCUGCUAUUCAUGAAGUUUACCCAUCUUGAUACCUUCGCUUCCGUGUUGAGUCCUCAUUAGAAACCCAUGCCUCAGUGAUAACAUGAUAGAAGAUAAUAUGCACCGGCCGACGCCGACGACGAAACUCGUGAUAUCGCAAUUCGCUGACAACCAAUUCCUAAGCGAAGCAUCCGACGUUGGGAUGUCUUGCCUGAUU